Eremothecium gossypii ATCC 10895 is the source of this 1266-nucleotide messenger RNA. RefSeq names its product DUF5427 domain-containing protein MTC1 (gene MTC1). Lineage: Eukaryota; Fungi; Ascomycota; Saccharomycetes; Saccharomycetales; Saccharomycetaceae. The record is from RefSeq and is marked provisional. Bases 1 to 1266 code for a protein of 421 amino acids. The transcript has a single exon.
AUGACAGGUGCUGGAAAGCCAUCAGAGGCGGACGAAGUACUGGAGUUUUUAGAUUCGUUGCCCGAUGGGGCCGGGAAGAAGGGCGGACAGACGGGCACGCCGAAUGCAGAGGGCAAUGAGGACAUACUGGAGUUUCUUGACGAACUUGAACAAAGCAACCUGAAGGUGGAUGCAAAGAAGCCUGCGGGUGCGGCCGUAGGCGUUCAGAAAACGGUAAAGGCCGCCGGAGACACAAAGGGGGCCGCGGCAACAGGAAAGGCCGCCGCGGGGGUGCAAAAGGCGGCCGGGGACUCUGCAGAAGCCGCGCCGCUGCGCGCGGGGCAGCCUGAGAAACAGGAGGUAGCGGAGGAGCUGCACGACCCGAUCAAGUCGUUGUCGAAUUGGUGGUCCUCCAGCGGCCAGGCUACUGUAUCGAGCAUCUGGUCGAAAACGACGGAGCGCGCGACGCAGUUGAAGGACCGCAUCACGUUGGAACAGCAGGAUUUGACAACAAAGCUAAACACCAACCCCAUUGCGUCGAAGCUGUCGAAUGCCACCAUGCUUUCCGAACUGACCUCGCAGUUGACGAAGUUUGUCGUAGGCGAAACAGAAGAGGUGCUGCGCAUCCACUUAGUCCACGACUUGGUCAACUUCCACGAUCUAUCCUACGAGGUUGAGUCGCAGUUCCACGAUGUUCUCAGCUCUCAGGUUCAGGGCGGGAUUCGCAUCUUUGUCGACCAGUGGGAUCGGCCAAACGAAUCUGCCGCAGAGGGGCCGGCAGGUAACAUCCACGGGCUGAACAUGUUCCAGGGGAAGCCGACCGAAGGAGACAAGCUGUGCCGCGCAAACCUUGACAAUGCCAUGAAGCUAUUCCAGAAGGCGAUGGAGGAGUCGAGACGCCAGCGUCGCGAGCGCGACAUUGAGGCUGCUGCAGAUGAGGAGAGCAGAAUCAGCGAUGUGUUUAUCGGCAUUCUUGCUGUUGGACAGCCCCAGAAAGGCGACGAGGGGGCAGUAGUGGACUCGACGCAUGUCGGGAGUUUUAGCUUCACCAUCCACCUGGAAGACAUGUCCAAUGGCGUGUCGCUUCUUGUCCGCUCGCAGGGGUUCCCGAUUAGAUGGGCGGGCUGGCUCGAGGGAAAGUCGGACCUGAAGAAGAAGGAAGACGAGAAACCCCUCGAGGGUGAAAUAGACCCGAGCGAAUGGGUUAAGGACUGGAUCGACAAAGGGCUCGCGCUCUCCAUCGGGGUCCUCGCGCAGAAUUACGUAAUCGAGAGGAUGGGCGUCUGA